CGUGUGUGUGCGGAGAAAUAUAUAGGCCUAUUUCCUGGGCUGAUAUUUUUCCAUCACUUAUUAGGAAUGCUUCUCUCCUGGAUUCGGAUGGGUCGGAAUGGUCUGAUAUUCACCAUGUAGAUGUUUCUAUAGAGGACUAUUACGCAAAGAAUGUUUUGCGCUAAACUGACGGAUCUGAAGAUUGCGGGUGAAUGCCCGUUUUCUAUGGUCGUUGGAAAUGAGGAACCCGCGGACUUUGAGGAAAGCAGUGCGGUGAAUGUUUUGCCAGUAUCCAGAGAGGUGCAGGGCACAAACACAAACAUUCUGCCCAGACGCAAAAUAAGCCGGAGCAAAGUUAAUCUGCAUUCACUGGGCGAGAGCAUCCGAAAGCUGGUGUGCCCGGAGUUCGAAAAAUUACGAAAUGCAUUGAUCACAGUUAUGAAACAGCAUAUAGACAUGAGUUGCCCUGUAGCAUGCAGUUCUGAUGUGUCUCAGACAAUGGACAAUGCUGAACAAUUAUCAGAUGUCAUGAGAAACUUCUCCCUUAAAACAGAUAUCCCCAUGGAUACGCUAACGAUUUCUCUGGGUCUGGAGGUGUUUCGGGACUGUUAUGAGGAGGACGGUCAUAUUCUCCGUGUGGUGGGGGGCGCUCUCCAUGAUUUUCUCAACAGCUUCAACGUUCUCUUAAAGCAGAGCACACCACCCACCCCAGAAGUUCAGCGUUACAUCCACCAAGCCUCCAUCCUCUGCCUGGACAAAGAUCCAGGACUCCUAACCGUCUAUUUCUUCAAUCCCCUCCCCACCACCGAGCUCUUCUUCUCGGGUAUCAUCCAGGCGGCGGCGUGUUUGCUCUACUGCACACGGGUGGAAGUCAGAAUGGAUGUUGGGGGUAAAGACAGUGGUGCUCUACAGGCCAAUCAUCAGCCUCAUCUGCUGUACUCAGUAGUAGUGAGAGACAGCAGAAGCCUCACACCAAGCCCCAUGAGGACACACUCAUCUGGAGACAUUCCCCUCUCAUUGCUCUACUCUACUUUUCCCUUCCACAUUCUCUUAGAUCAGGAAAUGAGCCUGAUGCAGAUUGGAGAUGGUUUGAGGAGGAGGCUCGGGCGAUGCAGAGAUGGGCAAAGGAGAACUGUUUUCAACGAGCACUUUGCUAUUGUUUCACCUGAGAUACGAGCCAGCUUCCAGGAUAUUUUAACCAUGCUAAACACCCAGUUUGUGCUCCGGGUGAAACAGCAUGGAGCGAGCUCUGCUGACAGCCCUGGAAAGCAUAUGGACCUGAAGGGGCAGAUGAUCUUCAUGUCAGAAAUGAGCGCUCUCCUCUUCCUCGGCUCUCCAUGUGUAGAUAAGCUGGAGGAGUUGACAGGCCGGGGCCUCUACCUCUCUGACAUCCCCAUCCACAAUGCACUACGAGAUGUUGUUUUGGUUGGGGAGCAGACCAAGGCCCAGGAUGGACUAAAAAAACGUCUGGGUAAAGCCAAAGCUGCCCUGGAACAGGCACACCAAGCCCUGGAAGAAGAGAAGAGGCGAACGGUAGAGCUGCUCUUCACGAUAUUCCCAGGGAACGUCGCUCAGCGUUUGUGGCAGGGACUUCCUGUGCAGGCAAAAAAGUUUGAUCAUGUCACCAUGCUGUUCUCAGAUAUCGUGGGCUUCACUGCGAUCUGCUCACGAUGUACGCCCAUGCAGGUGGUGAACAUGCUCAGUGAGCUCUACACUAGGUUUGAUCACCACUGCGGUGAGCUGGAUGUGUAUAAGGUGGAAACCAUUGGCGAUGCGUACUGUGUAGCUGGAGGCUUACACAAAGAGAGUCCGACCCAUGCUGUCCAGAUUGCUCUCAUGGCUCUAAAGAUGAUGGAAUUGUCUGAUGAGGUCACGACUCCCAUGGGGGAGGUUAUCAAGAUGCGUAUCGGGAUCCACUCUGGCUCGGUUUUGGCUGGUGUAGUCGGUGUUAAAAUGCCCCGCUACUGCCUUUUUGGCAAUAACGUCACAUUAGCCAACAAGUUUGAGUCCUGUAGCCUGCCAAGAAAGAUUAACGUCAGUCCCACCACAUACAGAUUGUUAAAAGAUUGUCCAGAGUUCACUCUCAUCCCCCGGACAAGAGAGGAUCUUCCGCCCAACUUCCCUGCCGACAUCCCUGGAGUUUGUUACUUCCUCCAGGCUCGCGAUCAAAUGACAAGUGCUGCUUCCACUGGCUGUGCUACAGACGAAACUCAACCCAGUGGAUUAAAAACAUAAAAUCUUUAAGACACAAAUGCUGGAAACAGUGGGUUAAUACUGCCUGUCACUCUGUGUAUCUUUUUAGUUGAGCCAGAGGUAGUUUAUCAUCCAACUGUUGAAUGUUGCCAAAAAGCUAUCAAAUAACACUCAUUAGAAGGGGUUCACUGUGCACAGUUUUUGUUCACAGAAGUGUUGGUUUAAAGCCUCAGAUUUUUGUUUGGCAGAACAUCUUGUUUUAAUAAAGUAUUUAGUUUAUUUUGACUUCCUGACUGUAUACCAAAAAUCUAAAAAGCAGAGAAUGUCAUCCACAUUUGUAUUUAUAUUAUUUAAAUGCUACAGAACCAAUAAAGUGAAUCAUUUAUUGUGUAUGGGGCAAUUAGUAUCAAUUCAAUAGUCUGAAUAGAGCACAUUUCAUUGUAGUGCACCACACAGUGAAGGGGAAGAAAAGCACACAGUAAAGGUUCACAUUAGCAGAGUCAGACCACAGUCAUCCUUAAAGUAAACAUUGUGACUUUUUUGUAUUGUAAUAGAUCUGUA
Messenger RNA from Sinocyclocheilus rhinocerous, 2733 nucleotides. It is a transcript of the gene gucy1a1, whose product is annotated as guanylate cyclase 1 soluble subunit alpha 1. Gene Ontology annotation, cellular component: guanylate cyclase complex, soluble. Bases 151 to 2214 code for a protein of 687 amino acids. NCBI's taxonomy places the organism in Eukaryota, Metazoa, Chordata, Actinopteri, Cypriniformes, Cyprinidae. The transcript is spliced from 8 exons. The record is from RefSeq and is a predicted model, not a curated record. Gene Ontology annotation, molecular function: heme binding; guanylate cyclase activity. Gene Ontology annotation, biological process: cGMP biosynthetic process; response to oxygen levels.